AUGCCCCACCCUUACGAACUUUCCGUUGCGGAAGCCGUUAGCCUGAUUAGUACUCGCGAGUUGUCGCCGGUAGAAUUGGCCCAAUCCCUCCUUGACCGCAUUGAAGCCCUUGAGCCCGCCCUGAAGGCCUGGGUAUACCUGGACCGGGCGGCGGUGCUGGCAGAUGCCGAAGCCAGGGAACGGGAGACUGGAAACGGCGGCGCUCUGCAGGGCAUACCCAUAGGAGUCAAGGACAUCUACUACACCGCGGGCAUUCCUACGACGGCCUGCUCGCGGGUCUAUGCCGACUUUGUUCCGGAACAUGAUGCAGCGCCGGUUGCGCUGCUCAAAGAGGCCGGGGCCAUCAUGCUUGGUAAAACGGUUACCACCGAGUUCGCCUGCAUGGAUCCUUCACCGACCGUCAAUCCAUGGAACGCCGCCCACACACCCGGUGGUUCCAGCAGUGGGUCGGCCGUGGCCGUAGCCGCCCGAAUGUGUCCUGCGGCGCUGGGUUCGCAGACGGUGGGUUCGGUACUGCGCCCUGCCUCCUACAACGGUGUCGUGGGCUUCAAACCCAGCUACGGGACGAGUCAGCAGGCAUGGAGUAAUUCCGGUUAG
Molecule: messenger RNA, 597 nt
Organism: Geodia barretti
Lineage: Eukaryota; Metazoa; Porifera; Demospongiae; Tetractinellida; Geodiidae
Source: the annotation of a GenBank genome assembly